This is a messenger RNA of Papilio machaon (common yellow swallowtail), 2668 nucleotides long. RefSeq names its product myb protein (gene Myb). Gene Ontology annotation, molecular function: DNA-binding transcription factor activity, RNA polymerase II-specific; RNA polymerase II cis-regulatory region sequence-specific DNA binding. Gene Ontology annotation, biological process: regulation of DNA-templated transcription. Gene Ontology annotation, cellular component: nucleus. Bases 162 to 2444 code for a protein of 760 amino acids. The record is from RefSeq and is a predicted model, not a curated record. The transcript is spliced from 17 exons. Lineage: Eukaryota; Metazoa; Arthropoda; Insecta; Lepidoptera; Papilionidae.
UGAAAGAGGAAAAAUCUGCUUUUGAUUGUAACGAAUGUUAACGAAUUGUGGUUAUUUUACUAAAGAUUUUAUAUAUUUUUACGAGGCUAUUGUGCAAUUAAACGAAUAUAUGAUAAGUUAUAAGUUUACCUUGGGAUAUAUUUUAAAUACUCCCUUAUUAAAUGCAAUUUCCAAUGAAAAGAGAUCCUAUGGAGAACGACAAAAAUAAUCAGUCAAGUGUGGAGGAAGACAAAACAAAAUCAUAUCUUCAGUUCCAAAAGGAACGACUAAAAGCAUUGCAAGCAAAGCUUUCUACAGAGGCCGAAGAAGAUUACGUCAUCGUUAAAGAAGAACGUAGCGGCUAUGAGUCAGACACAAGUGAGUACUCAGAGGACUCGACGGCGUACGACGAUGCGCCGGCUACAACCAAAGGUGCUGGGCAGAGGAAGAAUAUCAAUAGAGGUCGAUGGACCAAGGAGGAGGAUAAAAGGCUCAAAACGUAUGUAAGGAUGUACAGUGAGAAUUGGGAGCUUAUCGCCGCCCAGUUCCCUGACCGCUCCGACGUGCAAUGCCAGCAGAGGUGGACGAAGGUCGUCAAUCCUGAACUAGUCAAGGGGCCAUGGACCAAGGAGGAAGACGAAAAAGUAAUGGAACUGGUCGCCAAAUACGGUCCGAAGAAAUGGACGCUUAUAGCACGGCAUUUAAAAGGGAGGAUAGGUAAACAAUGCAGAGAACGCUGGCACAAUCAUCUCAACCCAUCAAUAAAGAAAACGGCGUGGACUGACCAUGAAGAUAGGGUUAUUUACCAAGCGCAUAAACAACUCGGAAAUCAAUGGGCCAAGAUCGCUAAACUACUGCCGGGCAGGACAGACAACGCGAUAAAGAACCAUUGGAAUUCAACAAUGAGAAGGAAGUACGAGCCGGACAUAUUGGACAGCUUCGAGAACAUUCGACGUAAACAGGCGCGGGUAAAGAGCCGCGCUAGCGACACUAGCGCUGACACAUCCAAUGUACACAUUGUAUAUAAUGAUAGUUGGACGGAUCCAUUCAACGAAUCAAUACAGAGUAAUACAUCAUCCAAUGCACCGUCAAAGCAAGUGCAGCAUUUCAGACAACUCCUCAAAGAGCAGCUCAGCAGUCUGCAGAAGACGCACAACUCUCCUGACAGAGGAAACCUGGUGGCUGUUGAUACUGUGGAGAUCGUAGAGUCGCCUUUCAAAUAUGUAAAUAUUGGUUCAUUACCAGAUUCUCCGAUCAAGAACUUUUUAUCACAAACCACAACUACAGAUAAUCAACCUAUGAAUAAUGUUACUACAACAAGCUACGCUCUUCAGGCGGAGUCAAACAAGGAGAUAGUUGUACCAUCUGUAUAUAUAUCUCCUAAAAAGACUGUGGAGUCAAGUAGUCCGCCGCCGAUACUGCGCCGUGCCAAGGGAAAGAAACCUUUACCUGCUCACACCUCCAAUACUUGGUCAGAAGCGAUAGCUAAAGCACUAGAACCUAAAGAGUCAGGAGUGACUCCGAUCAAAGCGUUACCUUUCAGUCCCUCACAGUUCCUCAACUCUCCGGCAGCCGUCUCCUUCUCACAUUUUGAUUCUACACCGCUCAGGACAUAUGGAAAGGAAUGGAGCGCAAGUCCUUUACUACAGACUCCGACACCUGCUAACAUCACACCUGGUGGUAGUCAACUUAGGAAUAUGACACCCAAAACACCGACACCAUUCAAGCUGGCGAUGGCUGAACUAGGCAAGAAGUCAGGUCUGAAGUACGAGCCGUCCAGCCCAGGUCUGCUGGUGGAGGACAUCACAGAGAUGAUACAGCGAGAGGAGAACUCUGACACCACUGUACAUCUCAAUGACUCCAUCUUGUCUGCUACUGAAGAAGCACAGGUGAACGACUCGGGUAUAGGUAGUGGUAGUCGCGGCAAAGAGAACAUGCCGUCACGAGGUAGAGCGCGCAAAGCUCUAGCUGCAGCCUGGGGCGCGGUCACCAGCACUCCGCACUCCGCAGCAUCACUACCUGCUGUACCAGAUCUCUCCUACAUCGUUGAGACACCGAGUAAAACGUUAGCAGGAGAUAGUUCUGUAUUGUUUUCGCCGCCAUCAAUAGUAAAGAAUUCAUUACAAGAAGAAUCAACAAGUCUGCACAGUUUGUUGAGCUCUGAAAAUACACCGGAGAAUGUUAAAUAUGAAGAAAUGGACAUUGAAUCUGUCAUCACAGAAAAAACUAAGGUACGUCGCGUAUCCGAUGAGCCGAUCGUAGUAAAGAAGUCAGCUGUAAGAUCUAUCAAGUUUGAUCAAGCCCCGGCAGAGACAGCGACGGAUGAAAAACCUAUGCUUUUACUGAAUGAUAACAAAUGGGAAAUUUACGCGUGUGGAAAGACUCAAGACCAGUUGGAUUUAACAGUACUAGCACAUCAGUACCUAAGGAGCACAGCACUAAAACCUCGCUCUUUGAACUUUUAGACUUUUAUACAUAUAUAGAAAUACUGUAAUCCGGUUUCUGAAAGAUUUAUUCUCAAAACCAUUAAUUGUAAUAGCGCGAUUCGACUGCCGUGUCAUAUAUUGUUGUCUCUAUUUUUGCAAAGAGAAUGUGAGAGAUGAUAAUAUGUAUAAUUGCAAUGGAAACCAAAAUAAAAAAGAGGUUCAGCAACUUAAAACUGAUUAAAAUUGAUUGACCUUUCAGAAAC